AGCCCGUAGGUCUUCUGAUUCACAAUUUGACGUCCAGCUCAUGGAGUACUUGAUUUUCCGUUCGGUUGGUUUAUAGCCGUACAUCGAGGACGAAGAACCAAGCGGGGAAAUGGCGGAAUGACCGGCGGUUAAUAGUCAACCAAGUCUGAGUAAGAAUGACGGAAGAAGAUACUCCCAAGCUUUACAUGGACAAACCUAAUAAGGCGCAGAGGAAACGUAAAGCGUCGUUUACAAUGGCGCCGUCAUUGUCGACGGCGAGUAGGCCUCCUCCAUCGACCAACCGGCCACUCAAGGAACCAUUCGCUCGGCGGUACAAGUUCCUCUGGCCUAUGCUCUUGGCCGUCAAUUUCUCCAUUGGAGCUUGCCUCUUGUUGAUGCCAAAAAAGAGAGAGGGAGUCCUUGAGAACUUAGAAGCAUCACAGGCCUCUAGCGCUUCGAUGGUCGAUGCUGAUGCACGUAUAUCUCCUGGUUCUGAAAAAUAAGGUACUUGAUUCAUAGUGCAAGCUGUAUGGUUGAACCAAUUAUAAGCAAAGGGAAAUAAUAGCAAGUGCCAGCUGCUGUAAUGGUUAUUAGAGAGGAGAGUUUUGAAGGCAUAAAGUCCUGAAUAAAAACGAUGCAUUGAUUAGCCUGGAGGGUGGCCUUUCUCUAAAGAAGCAGCUGCUGACUGCUGUAAUAGUUUGGCGGUCAUUUACGCUUGGAUCAGAAUGGAUUAUAUAUGUAUACGCUCUCAUUUUAACUGAGCUGAAAAUCUACAGAUGAAUUUGGGGGGUGUUUGGAACUGAUCCUGCUUCUGCUUCUUUUUUAAAAGCAGAAGCAGAAUCAGAAUCAGUUUUCAGAAGCUGGUACCCCCCCAGCUUCUAAAAAAACUGAUUCUGAGAGUAAAUUAGGGAGUGUUUGCAACAGCUUCUGCUUUAAAAAAAGCACUUUUGGAGUGAUUUGGAAAAAGUGAUUAUUUGUAAAAGUUGAUAGUGUUUGAGAAAAAAGUGAUUUUGAAAAGUAAAAGUUGGUAGUGUUUGGUAAAAUAAGUGCUUUUGGUGUAUAAAAAGUGGAAAAGCACUUUUGACACGAAAGCCGAGAAAAAUAAAAAAUUGGUAGUGUUUGGUAAAUAAGUGCUUUUUUAAGCCAAAAGCUGAGAAGUGCUUUUUUUAAAGUGGUUGCAAACCAGCCUUUAGAGCUCCAGAAGUGCUUCUGGAAUUUCACCCAAACACUCCAGCUUCUGCUUCUGCUUCCUGAAGGAGCAGAAUCAGUUUUGAGAAUCAGAUCCAAACACCCCCUUGGUGUUCAUGUUUAAGAUCCCAAUCUAAGUUUGUUUUCUAGAAAUGAAUGAGAUGUUCAUCGUUGGUGCAACAA
Cuscuta epithymum is the source of this 1350-nucleotide messenger RNA. The record is from the annotation of a GenBank genome assembly. Lineage: Eukaryota; Viridiplantae; Streptophyta; Magnoliopsida; Solanales; Convolvulaceae.